CGCCGGGGAGCAGCUCCACGCCCACGCCCUCCGCCGCGGCCUCGUCGCCGCGGCGCCGCGCGUCGCCAACGCGCUCCUCCACCUCUACGCCCGAUGCGGCCGCCCCGCCCUCGCCUGCGCCCGCCGCCUGUUCGACGAAAUGCCGCGCCGGGACCUCGUCUCCUUCCACUCCAUGGUCGGCGCCUACUCCCUCGCCGGCGACCUCCCCGCCGCGCGCGCGCUCUUCGACUCGAUGGAGCGCCGGAACGUCGUCUCCUGGAACGUCAUGAUCGGCGGGUACGUCAAGGCGAAGCUCCCCGAGCACGCUCUGGAGCUCUUCAGGGAGAUGAUGGGGGUGGGGAAUUUGAGGGGGAGCGCGACGACGAUGGUGAGCGUGGCGACUGCGUGCGCGAGGCUGGGGAGGCUAAACGGGGGCAGGGAGGUGCACGGGUUCUUCCUGCGGAACUUUGCAGAGGACAAUUUGGUGUUUUGGACUGCGGUGGUGGACUUGUACGGGAAGUGCCGUAGGGCGGCGGUCGCGCAGAAGGUGUUCGAUGGAAUGCCGGAGAGGAAUUUGGUGUGUUGGAACGCGAUGAUUGUGGGGCAUUGUGUUUACGGGGAUCCGGAGGACGGGCUCGCACUGUUUUGUGAGAUGGUGGGGGGAGGCGAUUGUUGUGAUGAUGGUACAGAAGAAGGUAAUGCACGGAAAGAACGAAAACCAGUAUUCUCGCCGGACGAAGUUACCUUCGUGGGAGUCCUUUGCGCUUGUGCCCGAGCCGGCCUCCUAGUCGAGGGUAAAAGAUAUUUCGAACAAAUGACGGAACUAUACAAUCUUAAACCGAUGUUCGCUCACUAUUGGUGCAUGGCCAAUCUCUAUGGAGCUCUAGGGCUUUUGCAAGAAGCUGAGGAAGUGUUAAAAAGCAUGUCGGAGGAGACAAAAGCACUGGCAUUGGGUGGCUUGCUCGGUUUAUGCCGAUUUAGAGGAGAGGUGGAGUUGGGCGAACGAAUAGCCUUGAGGUUAAUCGAAUUGGAACCCAAUAAUGGUAUGUACUAUGCGUUGUUAUGUAGCGUUUAUGUCGCAGCAGGUAGAUGGGAUGAAGCUCAGAAGGUGAAGGCGAUGAUGAAGGAAAAAGCAGUGAGGUUUAGGCCUGGUCAUAGGCUUACAAAUUUGAAUGAGAUUGUUCACAAGUUUAAAGUUGGGGAUAGGUCCCAAAUGCAUUCAAAGGAGAUUUACAUGAUACUGGAUGACUUAGCCACGAGGCUAAGGUUAAAAAGCACCGAAGAUGGUUAAAAACAAAAGCAUUGGGUAGUGGUUUCGAUGUCCUAAUUUGGGAUCAUAAUGGUGGCACUUCAGAAGAGGUAACGUCGGGUUUUUGGAGAGUUGCCGAUGCUCAUCGAUGAAGUGGGUUUUCGGUUUAUUUAUCAGUCGGAAUGCUUUUCAUAGCAUGUGGUCAACAUUGCUGAUGACGAAAACUUGCGAAGAAUUUUUUUGUAAAUACAAUUGAUUACAAGAUCUUCAGCUUCUAAAUGUAUCGAGUCAAGAUUCUGAGAUUCGCUGAAAUCAUGAUGCUGAGGUGAAAUCAAAUUUUACUGAAGAUUUCAGGAGAAUCGUUUAUGAGUUUGGCUGAAACAUGAGCCAUUUUCUUGCAGCGCCAUUGAUUUUUCUUACUGAUGGUAUCAUCCUGCCCCAAAAAGCUGCUAAAAUUAGGUUUUUCUUUGGGCUUAUCUGACCAGAACUUCAUAUAUAUGACUGCAAGGCUUUCUCUUACAAUUAGUAUCAUUCAUUUUCUUAGUGAUGAAGGGGCUAAAUUGUAGAGGUAUUUUCACCUUUGUUUAGCUUAAAGUAGAACACAGUGCAUUACACUCGUGAAAUAAAAUUCUGAUAGCUGUUUUUUUGAUAUCGCACUCAUGGUUGGCAAUAAAAUUAACAAUUUGGUGAUUUUUUUUUUUCAUGGUAUUGAGCACAUUUCCUCUGAUCUCGAUAACCACAUUGUUGUUAUGACUGUCAAAAGUAGCGGGUGACUCGGCAAUUAGACUCAGUUGGUUUUCGCAUUUUAUUGUUCUGCCUUUAUCUAUUCUCUCUGUUUACAUAAGCUCGAAGAGACGAUCUUUUGCAAGUUCAUUAGAAAUUUAUCUGGAAUUCGAGCUCUACAUGAAAGUUUCAGAUCCUUUUUGCAUUAUUUUCUCUGUUAUGGGUCAUCUUAGUGGUCUCCUUUAAUAACAAUAACAUCUACUGUAGGUGUGAUUUUGAAAUUUGCAUAAAACUUAAUUUUUAUGAGGAAGCAUCUUUCUGAAACUUAAAAAAAAGGAGUUAAAACAAAGUUCCUCAUGUGUGCAUAAUUCAGCAUGAGAUAUUUUCGAAGACGAAGCAAAUUUGUUAAAGAAGUAGAAAACCCCUUAAAUUAAUAUCAUGGUUUUCUCUUUUGUCACCGCAAGAAAUAAAAAACAUUACCUUCUUAAAACUAUUAGCUUUUCAUCACUUCGCAUGCGUGUGUGUGUGUAAUAAGAUAAAAUUUUGGUUUCAAUAUUUCAGAAGAAAAGUGAAGAUCUUACUAUCUAAAGCUGAUUCCUGCAACUAAACCAAAAAUGCAUACUUAGGUGAAGUGAAGCAUAACAAUUUUCACGAACAAUUGGAGAGUUUUCUGACAAUCCAUCAUCCUGGUUUAAGGUUUUACAAUCCAAAAUAAAUCAAACAGUUUGAAUUUCGAUCAUCAAUUAAAUGAUCGAAAAAAUAAUUUAUUGAAAAAAAUAAUGACACUAAAAAUGUGUGGCAUCUUUUACGUGGAAAUGAAGGGCUGAUCUCUACUUCCCAAUUGCUGCUAUAAACUCCACUGCUACUUUCAGUGCAUUAGUAGAAGCUAAAUCACUUAGAGCUGUGGAUGACCAAUUUGCAUCUCCACCCGCCAAAUCCGAUACUCCGCGGAAUACAGCAACAGGGGGGUUAUUGGGAUUCAAGGUGUCUGAUUUACCAUAAUCACAGCUGCACUCUCCUCAUCCACCGUCGAGACUUCGAAUUCCUUAAAAAGGAACUCUCUAUAUGCCGCGUUGUCUACAAACACAUCGGCAGUCGAUGCUUUGAGCCCGAAGACUACUUUCGGGGCCUCCGGCAAGCAUUUUGUAGAUCAAGGCCGACGAAAUGGAUCCUCAGUUUGGGUGGUCAAAAAAUGACUUUCGAUUGUUAAAUCUUUCUCAAAAGCUGUUCUGCGACUCGAAACCAUGCUGCAUUCACUUCUAGCCAGAAUACUUCCUCCAUUGGCUUGCCAACUGAGUAGAACUCCUCAGUCUUGAACUCCACUGAAGAUAACAAGUUCGUCCCCUCCGUCGGUACAUUGUAUUCUCCAAACAUCAGAUCCCGAGAUGGCUCACUUGUCGACCCAAAUUUCUAAACCGAGAGAACAGAACAAAGAUAAACAUUAAAUGGAAGAGGGGCGUUACCGUCCAUUCCCAAGAUCCGGUGUACGCGACAAACUUCGGGACGCUGACAUCGCCGCAGGACAAUGAAUCGUUCGCGCUUCCGGCCGUCCCGUAGUGCACGAUUCCUCUGAUGUUAAAAACAUCCAGAAGAAUCUGUACUGUGAUCCCUGCAUUCAACUGGAAUAUCACGAACAGGAAAAAGGUAAUUUCAGUGCUCUUAUUACAAUUUUACACGUAGAACAAAAGAACUCGCAACAUGUAAGUAGCUAAAUAAUGUAUCUACCUAUGUGUAAUGCUAUUAAUUAUGUCAAAUUAUAACUGAAGUGACUCAAAAAAUAAAGGUUACAAAUUGGGUUAA
Molecule: messenger RNA, 3751 nt
Organism: Ananas comosus (pineapple)
Lineage: Eukaryota; Viridiplantae; Streptophyta; Magnoliopsida; Poales; Bromeliaceae
Product: pentatricopeptide repeat-containing protein At3g51320-like
Exons: 6
Coding region: 140-1270 (376 amino acids)
Biological process (GO): RNA modification
Molecular function (GO): RNA binding; protein binding
Source: RefSeq, a predicted model, not a curated record